CAAUUUUACUCGCCCAGAGCAAUUUGGCACGAGUGUUGGCAAUUAUAUCCCAUGUGAGAUGAUCUUGAACUCCGUCUCGUAUUCUUCCCCACAUCCUCCCAUCCAUUUUCUACCCCAGAACAUCAGAUUUCCCGCAAUUUUCCCAUUAGCAGUCCAUCGAGAGAUACUCACGAGUUAACACAGUGCCUCCGCAAGAGUCCGGGAAACUGUGCUAGAAGCAUGAGCGUUAAAAUCUGUGAAGUUGAAGAGUGUUCAGAGAAAAGAGAAAAAAUGGGAAAAGUGAUGGAAAUUAUGGGGCUACCUGAUUUGUGUGCUAAUCCAUGUGGCUCGUUCAGUGUGAUCCCCAUCCACAAACGUCCAGAUCUUAUUGAAUCGUGCGCCAAGCUCAUAAAUGACGAAUGGCCCAGGAGCCUUGGAGCGCGAAUGGCCCAAUUGUGCAACUCCUCAGAUAACCUCCCAACUAAUCUAGUCCUCCUUAAGAGUGACACGAUCGUUCUAGCUCAUAUCAAGAUCACUCCAGUGCCCUGGGAUGUGAGUGCGUGCUUCCUGGAGUCGGUGGUUGUGGCAAAGGACUGCAGGGGCCAGGGAUUGGGUACCUACCUCAUGCGACAUGCUGAACAGUAUUGUGCCCAGAAUUUGCAUUUGUCCGUCAUCUACCUCUCAACAGUGGACCAGGUGAGGUUUUACGGAAAGCUAGGGUAUGUGGAGUGCGAACCUAUUUCCAUCUACGGCAAGGUUAACUUCAAAAGGCCCACGAUGACGAGAAAGUUUUACAUGAAAAAAGUACUCAAGAACCCCGAAGACGACGAUGCCAAUGCCAAGGGGAGAUAGCAUACGCCUCAUAAAUCAUCAAGAGAUUUUGAACGCCUUCCAAGUCGCCAGAUGUACAGUGAAAUUAUUUAUUGAACAUUUAUUUAUCUCUUCCGGACAUGAAUUAGCCUCGCUUUACAGUGGCUAUGCCAAGUACACGUCUGAUGUACUGCUCCUGCGUGAGGCAGUCUACGAGGAAUUUGCCCAGGUCCAGUUUAGAGAUGGUGCGUCCGGGAGAUUUGUCCUGGAGCACCUGAAAUUCCGCUGAUGGUUCAUCUGUUCGGAAGAUAGAGAGAAAUAAAGACAGCGAGAUUAGAAAUUACUGUUAUAGAAUUUUACAGGUUGCUCACAGAGUUCAAUAGUGUAAAUGAAAUUCCAAGUAUUUUUAAUGCCAAAAAGAAAUAGAAAAAAGCUAUGAAAUUGAACAAAUUGCGGAGGAAAAUAAACUACAUAUUUUAUUUAAAGAUAAA
Phlebotomus papatasi is the source of this 1280-nucleotide messenger RNA. RefSeq names its product N-alpha-acetyltransferase 80-like. Gene Ontology annotation, cellular component: cytoplasm. Gene Ontology annotation, molecular function: N-acetyltransferase activity; acetyl-CoA binding. The transcript has 2 exons. The record is from RefSeq and is a predicted model, not a curated record. Lineage: Eukaryota; Metazoa; Arthropoda; Insecta; Diptera; Psychodidae. Bases 220 to 831 code for a protein of 203 amino acids. Gene Ontology annotation, biological process: protein acetylation.